Messenger RNA from Chrysemys picta bellii (western painted turtle), 6351 nucleotides. The record is from RefSeq and is a predicted model, not a curated record. Lineage: Eukaryota; Metazoa; Chordata; Testudines; Emydidae.
CACAGUCACUGGUCAGGGAGAUGGGAUCCUUGACUGGUAUGGGGUGACCCUUGUUCUCAGUCUGGGGCCCUGCUCCAUGCAGUUUCAGCCGACUUGGCUUCCCCUGCAGGAGCAGCCCCGGAAGGGCACAGGGUCCCGGUCCGAGACCUCAUCUCCUUUCUGAUGUUGGAGGGCGGGCGGCGGUCUGGUGGCUCUGUCCUGUCCAGCUUCCCAGCAGGCCUGAGGCGGCAGGAGGACGUGAAGUCUCUGGUGAGGAGCGUGCUGGUGGGGCUGGAGUCCCUGGGGAUCCUGCCUGCAGUCGGGAAUUCCCCCCUCCGGGCCCUGUGGCAGAACCGCGGUAGCAGGAGCCAGAUUUCUGGCUUUCUGUACAACAUCUCCAUGCACCUCGAGCAGCAGAAGCUGGAGGAGCUCGAGGGCACGCCCUGGGGGAGCCUGCUGCAGCACCUCCUCUCUCAGCCCUCCCCGAGCCCUGCUCUGCAGCUGCGGGAUGUCCUGAUCUCGCUGAGGGGCAGCCGUGACUGGGACAUGCUCUUGAGCCUCACCCACAGCCUGGUGAGCCUCUUCCGCAGAGACCAGACCCUGCUCCUCUUCCUGCAGCAGGACUGGGCGUGGCUUAGCAGCCUGGAGGAGGCUCUGGCCCAGGCGCUGCUCACUGGGGCGCUGGGCCAGGGCGGCCCUGGCUUGCAGGGCACCGACUGCCCCCUGACAGGCCGUGGGAACUGCAGCUCCAGCACAGACUGGAUGUCGCAGCUGCUCAAGCUCUUUGCGGGCACCAGCUGGAAGCCAAGGGUCCGUCUGCAGCCUGCAGGCCCCGUCCUGGCUCCUGAACACUUGAAACCCUUCCAUGUGCUGCCCGGGGCCAUCCGAGAGCUGGACCCCAAUGCCGGCAGCCUCCUGCAGAUCCCCCGGCCCAGGCAGCCAGGGCUGGACUCUGAGGGGGGCUCUGCAGACACACUCUGGGGGGCCCUGGAGGAGGCCAAGCAGCGUCUCCUGCGGAGGAUGGGCCGAUCGCUCUACACCAGCUUCCGGAGGAAGGUAUCACGUGUGACGGGUCUGCUGGUGGACGAGGUCUCGGUGGCCCUCGGCGUCCCUCAGUCGGAUCGAGAGGGGAAGUGCACUGUAGGGACCCUGCAGCAGCUCCUGCUGUGGGGCAUCAGGCACAACAUCAGCUGGAACGCCCGGACGCUGGGGUUCAGGUCUAGGACCUUCCCAUCUCCUCCGCCAAUCCUGAGCUGCAUGCAGCCUGCCCGCAAGCCCCCCCAAGCCACAAAGAGGGCAUCUGGAGACGCCUGGGGUGCGCCCUGGCCCUCAGCCGAGGUUCUGGAGUCUGCCUGCAAUGACACUAUCCCAGGCCUGCCCGGCAUCUCCAACUUCACUGUGUAUCUUUACUGCAGCCUAUUCAAUGGCUCAGACAGCUCCAGCCAGCCUCCUUCAGACCUGGGGGCCGCAUGCUCCAGCUCCGGCUGGUAUUUCUCCUCUGCCAGCGGGGACUCCAUGUGGGUGAGGACAUGCAGGGAGUACUUCCCUGGCCAGUUCAACACCACGGUCUGCAGCAAUGCCUCCCUGCUGCAGCUGCCCAGUCCCAACCAGCCUCUGAUGGAGCAGUUGUGUGCCAACCUCUCCCUGCCCCCCAAAGGUGCCAGCUGUCCGGAGGGGCUGCCCGGGGCCCCCUGGACCCAGGGGGAUUUCUGGAGCUGCUUUCUGGAAAACCAGGCUCUCUGGACUCAGUGGCUGUGCACCAAUGAGAGCCUGCAGGCGGAUAGCAGCGCCUGGAUCUCCAGACUCUGCCACGGCCGCCAGCUCCAGACAAAGACCCUGAACUCCUCGCUGCUCGGGAACUCUGAUCCCUGCAAUUUCCAGGCCUGGAGCCUCCAGGCGCUCAGGAACGCUAGCCUGAUGGAGCAGUGCCGGGGGGUGAACCCUGCUAGCUUCCAGGAGCUGGUGUGUGAGAAUUCCUCCCUCCUCCGGUCUUUGGUGUCUUCCCACCCCUGGCUCAUGGAUCACUGCCUGGACUCCCUGCAGAAUGGGCAGUGCUUCCUGCAGUGCCUCCUGGACAUCCUGCCUAUUUCCUCUCACGGGGACGCCUCUCGGCUCUGCCGGGACCCUGCGUCCUACCUGCUGGGGCUGGUGUCCCAGCUCACGCCCUGCGAGGAGGAGACGUCCCGCUGGAUCUUCAGCAUGAACUAUCUCCUGCGGCUGCUGGACUUCACCCUGCCCUCCUCCGAGCUGGACGAGGUGGGGCAGGCAGCCAGGGACCAGCUGAGCGAGGCCAUCCUGCUCUCCAGCCUCCUGGACAACGGCUCCUUCUGGGCCUCGCUGACGGGGAACUCCUCGCGGAGCAUCCUGCAGGCCGUGCGCCAGUACCUGAGGCAGGAGCGUGACGCCUCCGUCAAGAAAGAGCUGCUGAGCUGCUUCAGUGUGAGUGGUGCCGUCCCGGCCUCUGCGCGAGUGAGCAGGCUCCUGCCCCUGCUCCCCGCCCGCCUCAGCCCCGGGCUUCGCUGCACGAGCCAUGCUGGGGCUAAGCUCCAACCCUGUGUGCACCCCCGAGGUGUGGGAUCGCUCAUGGCUGCAAACCCUGACACAGCCACUUGUGUGCGCAUGUGCCAUGGGGCCAGCGCUCCGUGCCAGACAGAUCCCAAACUGCCCUUGUCAUCAGCUCUGUAUGACGACCACAACCCCCCAAGGGAGAGCAGGCCCCCAGCACGGGAUGCUGCACAGACACCCUGUCAUCAGCCCUGGGAGGCCGGAAACCCUGAGUCAGAGCUCUCCUGCUCUCUCUGGCAGCCUGUGCUCUGGGAUCUGAUCCAAAGAGAAGAGGGUGCCCCGGCGCUGGAAGUCCUUGUGCAGGAAUACCUGCAGAUGCCACAGGACAAUUUCCAGCAGCUGCUGCUGUCGGCGGAGAGCGAGGCAGUGCAGCGCUUCCUGUCCCUGCUGCACCGCUCCUGGCCCCGGCUGCAGGUUCCCAUGUCGGAUGGGCAAGCGCUGCAGUCUCUUGCCUCGCGGCUGAUGGGCCGGUUCCCUCAGCUCACUCCGCAGCUCUUUGUUGACCUGUCGCAGUUCAUGCCGUUCAUGGCCGUGUCCGACAUCAUGAGAGUCCCGCCUGCCCUGCUAGCCAAUGAGAGCGUCUUAGCUGCUCUGCGGCGUCACAGCACCCACAUGAAGCUGGUGCAGAAAAGCGCCUUUGCCAAGCUGCUGCUGCAGGCUCAGCUCCUUGGGGACGUGCCCACGUGGCGCCCAGGCUUCCUCCGCACCAUCCAGCCGCUGCUGCCUCACCUACCGCUUCGCCGCUUUGUGCAGCUCACGCCUCAGCAGGGCCCAUGGGAGGGGGGGGUUUGUGUCGUGGCUGCAGGGCCCGUGGGGGGUCAGGGUGGUGCCAUUCCUUGGGGCAGGCUAACUCUGUGGGGCCCAGGCUCCUGCCCCCCAUCAAGGGACUUUUCUUCUUUCUCCAGGCUGGGGGCCCUUGCUUGCUAUCUGAGCCCUGAAGAGCUGCAGGUCCUGGCCCCGCUGCGCGACCCCUUGGGGCCGGUGGAGCAGAGCUUGCUGGCGUGUGCUGCCAACGGAGUGCUGAGCCAGCACGGACGGGUCGCCUAUGCGCUGGCGGAUUUGUUGCGCUCUGCUGGCCUGGCUGCUGUCGGGCCGCAGGAGCUGCGUGCCUGGCGAGGCAUCGUUCCGGAGCUGGGGGUGAGGUUCCUGCAGCGCCUGUCAGCCACGCAGGUCAGGGCUCUCCUUCCAGAGCUGCAGGCUGCACACCUGACACCUGCCCAGGCGUCUGUGCUGCUCACGCAGGCUGUCCGGACCGAGAAUGUGACGGAGGGUGUGGUGAGCAGCCUGUGCCCCCUGCUGCCAGGCCUUGGGCCCGAGUCCCUCCAGGCCAUUCCCACUCCCACCCUGGUCCAGGCCUGCGAAUGCCUGGCCACCGCUCUGCCUCUGCUCUCGGCCCCGCAGAAGGCAGCCCUGCUGCAGAGGUCGAGGCACUGGAGGUGCAGAGUGGGCAGGACCUGGGGGGUAUCGAGGGGGUUGCACGGACAGCAGUGCCGAGCCCAGCUUCCUAUGCUGCAGGACCUGGCUCUCGCUCUGCCCGCCAGGCCCAUGGGGCCGUGUUCUCCUGUGUCACAGGCUCUGUCUCCCUCGCAGCGGCUCAGCCGUGAGCAGCAGGCCCGGAGCAUCUGGCCAGACUGCCUCUUGCCCUUUGUGCCCCUCAAACUCCUGCACCUGGACGCAGCGACUCUGCUGGGGCAGAGCGGCCGGUUCUGGGAGUUACCCUGGUCCCAGCAGCAGGCCCAGUUCCUCUGGAGGAAGGUUGAAGCGGUCACCAACGUGAGCCAGGAAACGAUUCGGGCACUGGGGACUCUGGCGGCUGGCAUGGGCUGUGCCAGCCUGCAGCAGUUCAGUCGGAGGGCGGAUUUCCUGGGGGUUCUCCGGGUUCUCUAUGCAUGUCCCAGCCGCCUGCCUGGGAGUCUGAGGCGGUGUGUCUGGGAGGAAAUCCGCAGCCGGCCGGGACUCUCCGGGGAGGAGCUGGUGUGGCUGGGACCAAGGUUCCUCAUGGAUUUACCUACCCUCGUCAGCCAUACAUGGAUACCUGCACUGGGAUCCCUGCUUGGCGUCACAGAGCUGAUUGGCUACCACCACACUGCUGCUACAGUCAGCAAGGGGGACGCCCUGAGAUGGGAAGGGCUGGAGUGGCUCCUGAAGCAGCAGGAGGAGCCCCCACACCAGAGACACGUCUCCUCCCCCCCCCGCCCUCGUGAGAAGUCCAGCGAACCCAGGGGGCAAACCUGGGAGGGCAUGAUUGGCAGUGACCUGGCCAGAAGGACUUCAGGAAAGCUGCCCCCCAGGGCGAAGCUUGUGGACAAACUGCCCAACGACUCGGUCAGGCUGAUUCUGGACUAUGUGAGCAGCCACCCCCAGAGCCUGCUGAUGCUGCCGCCCCACCGCCGGGCUGCCCUGGCCCACAGGGCCCUGCGCCUCCUGCGAGCGCCGGCCGAGACCGAGAUCCCAGGCGAGGUGCUGGACCUUCUGGGCCCGCUGCUGGGGUUCCUGGGCCAGGAGGCUGCUGCCCACGUCCAGCCCGAGAGCCUGCUGCUGCGCCUGGAGGAGCUGCAAGGGGCCUGCCUGGCGGAGGGGUUUGCUGAGGAGCUGGGGAGGUUGCUGCUGACGGAGCGGGUGCUAGGCCCGCCGCAGUGCUGGAGCCUCCUGGACGUGCAGCAGCUGGGACGCCUGGUGUUCCUGCUACCGGUGGAGAGCGUCCGGCUCAUCCCGAGGGAGGUACGGAGCAGAGACACCCUGGAGCAGCUGCUGCAGAGCCAGCGGGAGUGGGAGCAGAGCGAGCCAGGCCGGCUGUGCCAACCCCCUGGUGCCCAGGGACGGGUGAGGAGCCGGAAGGAGGCACUGGUGGCCUGGCUGGUGAGAAGCAGCCCAGUGGGGGCACAAGACCCUGUUCCCAGCUGCGCUGACAUGCGAGCCACCUACCCUGCGGCCUGGAGCGUGGCACAGAUCUCCAGCAUGGCCCCCUCCCACUUCGAGGGCUGCCUGGAUCUCAUCAGUCAGGACCCUGCACUCUCGCCCGAGCAGCUCCGCGCCGCUCUGGGCAAAGCCAAGCAGCUGUUUGGAACUGCCCAGCCCCUGCAGCCGGUUCAUGUCCUGCAGCUGGGCCUACUGGCCACCCAGCUGAGCGAGCAGGAGCUGCACGAGCUGGAGCUCUCCAACUGGGGGGCCCUCUCUGUCCUGGGGGUCCUGGAAGGCUGGACAGCAAGACAGAUGCGAGCCGUGGUCUCCAGCUUUCUGCGCCAGAGUGGGAUGAGUGUGCAGGGCCUGGCACUCCCAGAGCUGGCUGCCCUCGGGCACCUCCUGUGCGGUCUCCGUGCCGAUGAGAUGCGGUUACUGAACAGCCGGGAGUUCAGCCAGGCUGCCCCGUUCGUGGGCUCCCUGAGGCUUGGCUGCUCUGAGAGGCAACUGGAGACACUGGCUGAGCUGCUGACAUCCCGCUUGGCGUUCGGCCCCGUUAGCAGCUGGGGCCCUGAAAUCUUCACUGAGAUCGGAACACUGGCAGCUGGGCUCCAGGACAUCGUCCUGUCCUCGCUCAUCCCCGAGCAAAUCCGGGCACUGACCCCGCUGGCCAUCGCGGGGAUCCCAGCACCCAAAUUCACCGUGAGUUGCAGCCCUGCUUGUGCCCACAAAACCCCGUCUUCCUGCACUGGCAUGUGGUGGGGCCCUAGCUCCAGUGUAACGAACCACAAAUCGAAUUCUGACUGGGGACAAAGGGGUCGAGUCCAAGGAGGCAGGAAUGACGCCCGGUGCCAUCCUGGCCCCAGCGCCCUGGCACUGCUCUGUCUGAUGUACAGCUUUGGGUGA